This is a messenger RNA of Strongylocentrotus purpuratus (purple sea urchin), 1262 nucleotides long. It is a transcript of the gene ca8, whose product is annotated as carbonic anhydrase-related protein. Lineage: Eukaryota; Metazoa; Echinodermata; Echinoidea; Camarodonta; Strongylocentrotidae. Gene Ontology annotation, molecular function: carbonate dehydratase activity; zinc ion binding. The coding region runs from base 239 to 1123 and encodes 294 amino acids. The transcript is spliced from 9 exons. The record is from RefSeq and is a predicted model, not a curated record.
GUCAUUAGGCUCGGAGCAUGCGCAGAGCGAACCGCGUAGAUACGACUUAAAUUAUGUAGGUGCAACAAACUCGCUUAAUAUACGACCUGACAAUACUGUCAAGUCGAGCUGUGCAUCAAUGUCAAUGCUUUAUCAUCAACACCUCGGAGACAGACAAGCGGACAACAUUGCUCCUUUACAUGUACAAGCUUGACCAGCGGGGGUUAAAAGGAGUUCCGAUCUACCUAAGAUAUUCAAGAUGGCAACGGAAUACGAAGAUAAAAGUAUCGCAUGGAGUUAUCACGAUGAUGGCACGGCCGAGUGGGGGAUUCAUUUCCAAGAGGCGAAUGGCGACUGUCAGUCCCCGAUCGACAUCAACUCUCGCGAGGCUGUGUACAGGGAGGGCCUCAACCAACCCCCCUUGGAAGUCAACUACGCCCUUUGUAGGGACUGCGAUCUGAUCAAUACCGGCACCGGCAUACAAAUCAUCUUCAAGUACAAACCAGAUGUUGGGAUGUCAGGCUUACGAGAUACGAGCUUAGAUCCCGUGCCCAAGUCAGUUCUAAGCGGUGGACCUCUACCCCAGAAUUCAAAGUUCGAGUUAGCUGCUUGUGCUUUUCACUGGGGGCAGAAAGAUGAUAGAGGAUCAGAACAUACUGUUAACUUCAAGGCUUAUCCUAUGGAGCUGCAUCUAAUCCAUUGGAACAGUUCCACGUAUAGCACGCUGGAGGAGGCGAUGGGUAAACCACACGGUAUAUCCAUCAUAGCUCUCUUUAUACAGGUUGGUCGGGAACAUGCCGGCCUUCGAACUUUCACCGAUUACCUCGAAGCCGUUCAGUACAAGGGGAGAACUCUAGCGGUAACAACACCAUUUCAUCCAAGUUGCCUACUGCCCGAUCCUCAACUGCGGGAUUUUUGGACGUACCAAGGCUCCUUGACCACACCCCCUUGUUACGAAAGGGUCACGUGGAUUCUCUUACGGUAUCCACUCACGAUAUCUAUCUCACAAAUGGAAGAAUUCCGUCGACUAAAGAAUCACGUGAAAGGCGAUUUCUCCUUCCGGGGCGAGGAGGGUUUGCUGGUCGAUAACUUCCGGCCGACACAACCCCUUAACGACAGGACGAUAGAAGCAUCGUUCCAGUAGGGAUUAAGAUAAUGUUCUCACCAAAAUUAAUAAUUUCGUCUGAUGUAAUCUUUCGUCAUUAAUGUGUUGUGAGUUGCAUAAAUAUCUUUAAAAGAUUUAAAUAGCGUAUCGAAUCAGAGCUUUAUUAUAUAAAGAGCAG